AUGCAUCCGAAUUUCCUCUACGGGAAAGUAUUGCCCGAUGGGAAGCCGAAUUUUCUUACGGAUUACGAGUUGAGUUUCAAGAAUUGCAAUUUCAGCGCCGGGGCCGACCAUGCCAAGUGUUGCGUCGGAGGACAUUUCGGAAGGGACCUUAGUUUCGGCCAUUUAUAUACCAUCAGCAAAAACGAACGCCUGGCAGAGGAACGAACGUACGACGAACCCUACACAGGAGAUCUGCCCAGAAGAUCCUGGCUAUGUUGUCCGGGUUCUCACCAACAUGUAGGAGAUGGCGAGCAACCUCCUUUGUUAGACACGGCCACCACGUCAUCGAAGACUCCAUCUACACCACUGACCGAUGCUAUUACUAAACCGCCAGGAUAUAACGUCUGUUCGGGAACUUGUGAAAGACUCCAAAGGCAAUUAGACGAACAAGCCAAACACUAUGAGUGGCAGUUAACGGAGAUGCAUUCGAUUAUCGCUGAACAGGCACGAGCAUUGCAUGAACAUCGGAUUAUGCCCUUACCUGAAGAAGAGGAGGCCUCAGAAUGUACGAGCGCUCAUGAAGAAUCAGUCACUUGCCCUUUAGAAGUCAGCGAAUUAGAAGCCAUAGAUAACGAACUUUCUGACGUCGAGAAUAAAACACCAUUUCCUGAAAGCCCUCAGGCCCUACCCGAGCCAAAAUUAACCUUGUCGCAUCACGAAAACAACGAGCUUUCCCCGUAUGCGGAACUAGUAGAACCUCUCAAAAGCGAGAUAACGAGUCUCAAACAACAACUUCACGAAGCUCACACCAGAUUGGCCCAUAUGGCUUUAUCAAAAAUCGAAGAGACUGGAGACGAAGAAACCAUUACGACGACAAAUAGCAAAAAUAUUGAAUCGCCAGAAUCUCACAUGGAACUAGACUGUGAACCAAGAAUGUACCAAGAAGAAAAGUUCGAUAUAAAAUUCAGUAAUAUCGUGCCCAUCCAUAGAGCCAACGUCCGUAACCAUAGUUAUUCCUCGGCCCCCGUAACCAAAGUUGCGGAAAGAAUAAAACUGAAGAGGGCCACAGAUCAGCGAAACAUAAAUCCGAACGAUUUAUUAAAUUCUGAUCUGUCGACAGCCGUCGCUGAGCAUAUUGUAGGUGAUAUUUUGAAGCAAUGCGAUAUUCAAGCGGAGAAACAGGGUUUGGAUAUUGAAAUUAGAAAAAUAAACGCGAAAUUGGAGAAUUCUAGGUCGCAGAAUUCCGUAUUGGCAUUGACGUUAUCAGAAACGAAAGCACAUUGUGAUAGAUUGGCCUUAUUGUGUGGUAAAUACGAGUCGAAUGCCAUAGCCCUCCAGUUGGCGUUGGGUAUAAGCGAUAGAAUAAUAGAAGCGUACGAUGUUCUUUUGGCCUUACUCGAAACCGAGUUGAGUCUGAAGGAGGACGAUUCGGAAACGUUGCAGAAUAGGAGCGAAGCGGAAGCUGUAGCCAAACAAUUGUUGCAUCAUUUGGAUUCAUUUCAUAGCACCGACAUAUUGCUAUCGCCUUGGCAGAAUCAUUCGUACAAUAGUUCCACUAUUGACAGCGAUGAACCUUGGACUUCGGAACACGAAAUGAGAUUGAGGGAGCACGUUUCAAGGCUAAAAGCCGAAAGAAGCUGUAUCCAAGGAACUUAUGUUGUUUUGGAAUCCACCCAACUUGAAAAUGUACCUGUACGACCUUCCAGUAAUCAAGAAGCUAGGAAAAUGGACCUAGAGAUGGCUGUAUUGAUGCAGGAGCUGAUGGGUUUACGAGAAGACAAGUCUGAACUUAUUUCCAAAUUAUUCGGGUUAGAAAAAGAAAAAUGUGCCAUAGAAUUAAAGCUGAAGUAUUCUGAAGGUCAGCAGAAAGCUCAGUCAGCAACUCUAAAGAAUCUUCAAGGACAGCUGAAGGACACUGAAGCUUUAUUAGCAAUAGCGACACAGAAUAAGGAACAAGGAUACUCUGAUGCAGAACAUGCGCAAGGGAUUGAAUUGGAGUUGAUGCAGGCGUUGGCGAGAGAGGCAAGACUGAAAGUUAGGUUACAAGAAUUGGUGGCGACUUUGGAACAGGUUACAAAGAAUGCCGAGGCGAGAUUAUUGGAGGGAAGAGAAAUAGUACAAGAUUUAAAUCACACUAAUAGUAUAUUAGCCGACACCGUAGACAGAAAUAAUAAAAAAUAUCAAGCCAAAUUUAAGAAAAUGGAGCAACAGAUGUUCUUGUUAGUAGAAAAGCACAACGUACAGGUUCACAACCUGCAACAAAGGAUAGCUACACUAGAAACGCCGCCAACAAAUAGUUCGGAGAAUUCCAUAAAUUCUGUAGCAGUUUAG
Molecule: messenger RNA, 2310 nt
Organism: Psylliodes chrysocephalus
Lineage: Eukaryota; Metazoa; Arthropoda; Insecta; Coleoptera; Chrysomelidae
Source: the annotation of a GenBank genome assembly